AUGCAGGUAGAGAUCAAAAAGGCGCAUACAAACAAAGAAGAUGGGCGCACCGCCGGCAUCAAAUUCGAGCUUCCCACCCAGGAGUCAGGUUGCCAGCCUGUAAAGCGUCGGCGCCUUCAGCGUCAUGACGCGAGUCAAAGCCUGGGCGACAUUUGCAAAGACGAGGGCCGGGAAGGCGACAACUUUUGGCUGAAGGUCAAGAUGCAGGUAAAGGAAGAAGUCGAAGCCAUGGAUACGGAGCGGAAGGUGAAAACCGAGUCUUCCUUUUCGACCACAGCCGGAGACGACGGCAAGAGCAUGAAGCGCCAGCCGAGAGUUAAGGUGGAGCAGAGGCAGUCAGACGAAAAGGCCGCCAUGGUGAAAGCAAAGCCAGUGCUUCUGGAGGAGACUGUCUGCCAGUUGCCCCUCCCAACUGGGCAUGGCCUCACUGAUUUUGACAACAAGAUGACCGUGUGGGCGCGUCAGUGUGCGGAGUUCCGCAGAAAGUCAACUUGGAUGCCCUCAAGGCCCUGCUGCCCGGCAAGCCUUUUCUUCAGCUCCCCCAUCGUGCCGGGAAAGAAGGAUCCGCCCUGCGUGCGGCGCUUGUCCCAGAAGGAGCUGUGCUGCCUGCGGCGCUUCUUCGAACGUGGGCAUCCCAUCUUCGCCGCGCCACUGCCAGCCUCUGAUCCGAUGACUAAGCCUUCGGCGCGUGCUGCGGCAACCACCACGCAAGAGGAGGCAGGCUUGCCGGCCAGCGGCGCGGCAUGCAUGAAGAUGUGGCCGUGGAUGCGAGAUCUGCCCCGCAGCAUUUGGGCCGGUCGCGGCUUGGCCUACGAUGUGCAGAGCGGCUUGCGGCGCUUGUCCUCUGCUUGCGGCGGUGCAGCAGCCAUGCACGGCGUCCAGAUCUGGGAGUCUGUAGGAGCUGGGCAGCCGGCUGCAGCUGACCCGAGUCCUGAUACGGGAGCUGCACCUGGCCAGGGUGCGAGUUUGCUGGCCCCAAGCCAAGUGAAGCCUGCGCGGGUUCUGUCCAAGCAGCAGGCCAAGCAGAGUGGGAUUCCUGGCAUCAUUUGGGUGUCAAGCACCUUUAGUUGGCAGCUUCGAUGGGCAGAGAAGGUCGAAGGCAGCAACACGCGACAAAGCCGAGUCUUCGGCAUCAGCCGCUUCAUGAAGGAUGGUCUCAACGAGGCGGAAGCCGAGGCCGCCGCCCUGGAGGCCGCCAAGGCCUUCCGCGCGCAGCUGGUGGCCCAGGGCCGCAUCAAGGAGAAGCUCCGGGACGAGAGCCUCACCUCCGACGUGCCCGGGGUGCACUAUCAGCCGGGCAGCAAGAAGUGGCAGGUCCGGAUCUCCCGGCCGAACGGCAAGAAGCUCGAGGGCGGCUACUUCGCGCAGAAGGCUUCAGCGGAGGCGCGGGCCCUGGAGCUGCGGGAGCUCCACGGGCUGCAGCGCACCGUGAGGCGCUGCGCUAGGCGUGCGGAGCUGGCGGCGGUUCAGCCCAAGGUGCCGUACCUGGGCGUCGCCUGGCAUUUGCGAAGUCAAAGCUGGCAGGCGCGGACUUCAGGCCACACCAAGAAGUCUUGUUCGUUCAAGCCCCUGGACCACUCGGAGGCGGAGGUGGAGAAGGCCUUUGCCCAAGCUGUGGAAUGGCUCAAGGAGCAGAAAGUCCAAGCCACAGAAAGUGCCGUGGCAGCAGCGAAGGGCAAGGUUGGCAAGAAGGGAGGGAGCAAGGGCUGA
Messenger RNA from Effrenium voratum, 1710 nucleotides. The record is from the annotation of a GenBank genome assembly. Lineage: Eukaryota; Dinophyceae; Suessiales; Symbiodiniaceae.